This is a messenger RNA of Biomphalaria glabrata, 7268 nucleotides long. Its product is annotated as semaphorin-2A-like. The record is from RefSeq and is a predicted model, not a curated record. Bases 1313 to 3451 code for a protein of 712 amino acids. Gene Ontology annotation, biological process: semaphorin-plexin signaling pathway; neural crest cell migration; negative chemotaxis. The transcript is spliced from 20 exons. Gene Ontology annotation, molecular function: semaphorin receptor binding; chemorepellent activity. Lineage: Eukaryota; Metazoa; Mollusca; Gastropoda; Planorbidae.
CGCUCUCUUUUCUUCUAUAACAGUGAGCGCUCGGUUCCAGCUGGGUGAGAGAUGUACCAGGACUGACGCACUCUUGUAACGUCGUGUUUCUAUACCCUCUUACCCCCCCACUACAUAUUUGUUUACAGCCCUGUGUCCAACACAUUCAUCCACGGACCUGUGCUGGUGUGUUCUAUUCUCUGGAAAUAUACAUUAACAAAGGACAUUCUUUAGGCGGUGCGUAUAGCCAAUAGUGCAAUAGCCCUCGGUUGUUACUGUGGUGUGUGUAGUGCUAUUUUAAGUAUUUAGACUUGUUCCGUUCAGUUACUGUGCUCAUUCUGGGUGUCUAAACUGUGUAUUUCUUGUGUGCUAGAUUAACCAUCGCUGGAAUCUCAUCAUUGCAUCUAAACUCAAUCAUCGACAUUUCUAUUUGCAGUGAGUUAUUGGUUGAUGUUUGAUUCACAUCAUCUGGACUGCCACCAAAUGUUGCUCGAGUGCCGACAUUAAGUACUCACGCCCUGACGUUACGUUGUUGAAGUUGUCACUGACACAACGUCCACUGCCCUAUACACUAGAGAGAUCCCCGUGUAGUGUGUUGGAAUGUUGAACUUCUAAACCACGGAUUACACGUGUCACGGCUACUUACCUGUGUUUGUGUGGGUCAUUCAGUACGCUCAUGUGUGUGGAUAGUUCAGAUGACGAUCAAGUCUAUGUAACAUGAGGUCACGUGGUUAUCUCCUCGGAGAACGUCAGUGUUUACGGGAGGAGACUACCCGCUGGCGCAGUUCGUCUGUUGGGAGAUCACGGUGAACGAAGCAGCACCCCCCUCCCGCCUUCUGUGACGUCAGAACGAAUAAAAAAAAAGACCAAAAAAAACGCGAAAUUUACUCCAGCAUUAGUGCGGCGCCCCAAGGCUAGGGAUUGCUACGUCAUAAUACCUUCUAUUUGCCACGCUCCUGGCAUGUGGAUCAGUGGAUUGUUCUGUUUCUGAUGACAUAAUAGAGAGCUACCUUUGGAUAGUAUACACAUCAAAUUAUUUCUGGAUUACCAAGGGAUAUUAUAAACUCGGCUCUGGUCUUCCUCCUGAUUUUAUUGUAGCUCAAGCAGUGAGUCAUAGUUUGGAUUUUACUUGCAAAAUAUUUGACUUUUGGCCUUCAAAACUUAGUUGUUGACACUGUAUUUCUGUUGGGUUUGGGUUUGUUGAAUCCCUUCCUGUACCAGUCUAUACAAAUAAUUAGAACAUAUUGUAAGGGAGAUCAUCUGGACAGGUAGAUGAGCAAAUAGGAUUGGUUCUACAAGAAAGAAGAACAGUUCGUACUCACCAGCAUUGACAAUGGAGAGGUUAUCUUGUCACGGGUCACUGUAUGUUGGGCUAACAUUCUUUGUGCUUUUCGCUCUGGUCAGUGUGACGGCCAACGCGCCAAUGGCUUCAGUGCUGGACACUAGUGGAUGCGAGUCUGUGACCACCUUAUAUGCUUCAGAUUUGAAUCUAAAGGUCUUUCAAGAUGGAGCGUCUCAACCAAAGUAUUACCGGUAUCUGACAGUGGACCCUCAGUCCAACUAUCUCUUUGUUGGUGCCAUGAACCGUCUGGUUGGUCUGCAUUUAAGUGAUAUUCAGAUUGCAUCUCGGAGAAUAAAUCAAGAAUUCCGGGCUAACAGUGAGAGUGUGUUCGCCUGUAGAAUCAAUGGAAAGCUAGAGAACCUCGACUGCCAGAACCAUGUCAGAUACCUAGUGAGAAAUUCUACCAUGGCCAAUGUUUUCUACAUGUGUGCAACUGGUGCAUACAGCCCUACAGCCUAUCAGUUAAAGUUUGAAAAUGACAGAUUCACUAUACUCUCUGAAAGUAUUGGCAUUGGUAUAUGUCCAUUUGAUCCUAAUGACAAUGUCACUGCUGUUCUCAUUGAGAAAGGAUCCAUUGGAGGUAUCCCUGCUUUAUUUGCUGGUGCUGUCACAGAUUUUUCUAAACAUGAUUCCAUCAUCGCCAGAUUACCUACUUACAGACAAGAUGGUUCUUUAGAAGCAGACUAUGUGCGAACAGUGCGCUCUAGGCAUGAUUGGUUAAAUGAACCUCAGUUUGUUGGAUCAUUCGAUGUUGGCCCCUAUGUCUAUUUCUUCUUCCGUGAACAAGCAGCUGAAUAUUCCAACUGUGGAAGAAAGAUUUAUUCCCGUGUAGCUCGAGUUUGCAAGAAUGAUCUUGGUGGAAGCAACCAUUUGAAAAACAUUUGGGUGUCAUACUCCAAGGCUCGUUUGAAUUGUUCCAUUCCUGGAGAAUACCCAUAUUACUUUGAUGAAAUACAGGAUGUCAAAUUUCAUGGUGAUACAUUUUAUGGAUUAUUUACCACCAAUAUUAAUGGUUUACCAGCCUCGGCAAUAUGUGGCUUCACUUUGAUUGAAAUUGAGAAAGCUUUCGAUUCUCCUUUUAAAGAACAAAAAGAGAAACAGUAUAUAUGGCUGCCAGUGCCCCCUGGUGAUGUGCCCACCCCAAGACCAGGCAAUUGUUCAGCUAUUGGUAAAAAUGCCCGUUACUCCAUUGACUUCUUGCCCUUCAUCUCAAGACUGUCCAUGUUGAUGGACAAGGCAGUUGCCCACACUCUGGGAAGGCCAAUAUUUUACAAAGUCAACUCAGUCAUGCAAAGACUGGUGGUUGUCAAAAAUGUAACUGGACCUAGAGAUUUGGUUUUGUUUACUGCCACAAACAAUGGUAUUAUUUACAAGAUAGCUGCAUGGGCUGGAUUAACAGAACUAGACCCACCAAAAACAUAUAUAGUUACUACAUAUGUACCAUUCAAUGACCAGAGAUCAAUCUGGCAACUGGUGUUUCAUGGGUCCUCAAUCUAUUUUGGUACUGACAUGGCAGUGGGUCAGUUGUCAGUGGAGACUUGUAAGAAGUAUAAAAAGAUUGAUUUGUGUCUGUAUGAUCCAUACUGUGGUUGGGCCACUGACUUUGAAGAAUGUGUCUCUAAGGAUGUUGAAAGGAGAAACAAAAUUACCUAUCACCACCUGGACUUAUUGUCAUAUUCUUUAGAGGAAACAAUAAAGAAACAAGUUGGAAAUCUUUACAAUCCAGAGACGUUAUCAAAGACUGCUGGAAGCUCAGUCACCAUGAAGAUUGAGUACAAACUUCACAUCAUUGGCAGUGUCAGGUGGACCAGGAAUGGAACUGGAGUCAGUGGGGACAGACACAUUCUUGCUCAGGACAAUUCUUUGAUUGUGACUGACUUGAGGGUGUCUGAUGAGGGCUCUUACACUGCUGUGGAUAACAAAGGGAGAACAGUAGCCUCAUAUACUCUUGUGGUUGAAACUAGUAAAGAACAAAUAGAACAAAGAUGGAUGAGAAAGUUUGAUCAGUGGUGCGAUGAGUUUGAGAGGUACCAGGAAGACAUUAGGCAAUGGGAACGUAAAUGCUCAUCAUGUUGUGAUGAAACAGCAUUAGCAAACAUUAAGGUGCCUGCCAUAGGAGGUGGCAAAUAACAUGUAGAUGUCGAGGACACUGUCUUCAAGUUUGUGCCUGCCAUUGGAGGCGGCAAAUAACAUGUUAUUGUGGAGGACACUGUCUUCAAGUUUUAUCUUGCUGCCUUACUACCUUUGCCACUUUAACAGAAUCACCAUCACUAACAGGAACCUUCAUUGUCUGCAUUAUAGAGACAGACUCAAGGGUGCUUUUAAAAUAAAAAAGAAAUUCAACUUUUGUAUGUUAAGAAUGGCAAAGAAAUAGUUACGGUUCCUGUCUGAAGAGUGCAGAGCUAUGGCCCUUGUAGCCACUGAAGCACUGAGGUGAUUACAGUUACUAAAUGCAGGCACACUUCUCUAACUGUGAUAGAUGGAUGCCUCUGUUCACCAUUCCUUCAGUUUUAUCUACAUAAUCAUUCAUUGAUGCAACUACAUCUCUACCAGAUAUAGUUUUAAAAAAUCACUAAUCUGCAUUGUGAAUAGUUAACUAACAUAUUGAAUUCAAAACUUGUCAUUCAGUUAUCAAGUUUGAAUUCAGUUUCUUUUCAAUUGAAACUUUAGUUCUGCCUCUGACGGAGCUCUUCAGUACAAAUGAACAAGUGAUGGGUGUGAACUAGACUAUGGAUUGUAGAGAGCUCUAAAUAGAAGACACUUUGAGAAGACAGCUGUCUAAUCAAGUGCUCGCUAUGUCAAAUGCUGUACAAACUUCUUAUCAAACUCUUGUGUGUUUUGUUGCUGAUUUGUAUGAGAAUUAUUACAAAGAGCAUAAACAAUGAAUUAAUAUAUAAAAUAUAUAUAUAUAUAUAUAUAUGUGGUUGUCUACAUAUUACAUAAUAUAUAUAAGUUUAUUAUUUAUAUAAAAGAUAUAUUUUAUUAGUACAUCUGGAGAAUCUGACCUUUUAAAGCAACUGUCAAUCACAAGGAGUGGAUUUUAAAAAGAGAAAGAAAACUUAGAAUCAUCAAGCUAGAAAAACUUGGACAUUAUCAACAGAUUGACAUUCCUCUGCACACAUUAGUGACAAGUCAUUGAAGUAUUCAUAGAAUACUAUUAAUAAAUGUACCUUAUUGACUGGUUCCAAUGGGAUCUAUUUAGAACAAUAAAUAGUUGAAGUGUGUUUUUAGGACGACUACAAAUAUCUCCAUCAAUUAGUUGAAAUCUAUUAACUUAUUCAGAUGUUCCUAAAAAUGAUAAGUUAGAUCAAGACUAUUGUGAUAUAGCUGUUGAGAGUUUUGGUUUGUCUGCUCUGUUCAACUUUCAAAGGCACUAAUUAGGUGCUUGUUGUAUCGCUGGAUUCCACCAGCCUGCUUUGUAUUGUUUACCACUUGUAUAUAUCUCAAAUGGUAUAGAUGUUUCAAUAAAUAACUCAUUUUGUCCUAUUAAUUAAUUGUGUAUAUACUAUAGAAUAUUGAUUGUAUCUCAAAACAUUAGCAGAGAAUUUUGACUACUUGUUUGUUAGCAUCAAUUUAAUAGCUUGCCUUUAAUUAACUGCUUGGGAUGUAAUAGCCAACGUCAAAGAUGCAUAUUUAGUUCAAUAUCACUAAAAUGGUCAUCCCGUGUGUGCUUAAAAACUGUAAUUUAUUGCCUGAAGUCUGUUUAUGUAUAUAUAUAUUCUCCAGAUUAAAAUAGUUUGACAAAUUUUUUUUUACAUAAAAAGAAACAUUGUCUGAUAGUUUAAAAAAUCAAGGCAACAUUUGAAUUGAUUAUUGGAAAUGCCCACUAUUUUUUAAUUGAUAAUAGUAGAUGUACAUGCUCUAAAAAUUAAUGUUCUUUAUUAGCUUCCUGAAUCUCUUUUAUUUAUUAUGAUACAGAACAUUUUCUGAGAUCACAAGAUGAUUUUUUUGAGACUUUUGGUCAUUUGUGUUAAAACAUAUUCUCAGCAUCAUUUAAUGAGAGAAAUGAUCUACAUUUAGAAGGGAUUUUUUUUAUCUUUACCUUUUAGUCUGUAGUUUUAUAAUUUAGUUUAACACAUUAGAAUUUUUUAAUGUUAUGGUCACCAUAUUAAAUUUUUUUACAUUCUUAUAAACUUUUUUGCCUCUAUUUCAAUAACUACCAGUAGUGAAAAUCCUUAAGACUUUUCAAAAAAAACUUUGCCUAUUAAAGUUUAGUAAAUUUUGGUUGUUUAUUUAUUUAUAAGUCUCAAUGUAAAAAUUUAAUAAAAAUAUCAAAAACAAAGAUAGUGAUAAAAAAAGAAAAAAUUGUCCUGGCAUUAAAAACUGAGGUUAUAAAAUGAGAGAGAAAGAAAGAAAUAUAUGAUAUUAACUGUUUCUAUUUGUACAUUCUUUAUGGAUUCUUUGAAAAAAAAAAUUAUUAACAUUGACAGUUAAGUAUAAAGCUUAAAGUUUGCUAAAACUGUCACAAAUGUAUAAGGUGCCAUAUUCAAAUAUUUUUUUUAACUUAAAAAGACUAUUCAGUUUUUCUUCAUUAAACUGAGAUGUUUCAAUUCUAUUAGUUAAGUAAAGUGAAAACAUAAUAUCAACAAUCAGACCAAAUGAUUUCAAUUUAAAUUGCAAACUUUCUUCUAUAAACAAAAAAAAAUGUCAACAAGUAGAUCAAAGUAAAUCUUUCUAAAUAGUAAACCAUCUUUGCUAAUUACUGUUGUGUUUUUAUUGUUGUUUGACCUUCAGCUUUGAACUAUGGAUAAAAUUUCAGAGAUAAUGUGUAUUACUUUGAGAAUAUUUCAUGAAAUUUAUUGUUAUAAGAACAGAUUUUUACAUACACAAAAUAUUAUGUUUAAAAAUAUUUGUUAUAGUCAAUAUUUAAUGUUCUAAUUAUAAAAUUUAAAUUAUUUUUCUUUCAAUGUGUUUAUAAAGAUAAAAUGAACAAUGCAUGGUCUGUAGCUGUAAUGAAUUGAAUGCAAGUAUAUGAUAUAUUUAUGAUUUAUUCACUGGAUGUUUUGAAAAAGCGUUUCUGAAUUGGGAAAAAACCUUCUGUUUCCUUACAGCCCAGCCAUAUUCACUGAGCUUUAUUGUGUUAGUUGGGAUAAAAGGUUUAUUUGGAAUGAUUCUUUUAACACUAACCUGCCUUUGACAAACUUUUUAGUAUUAAAGGUGUUGAUUUUGGUUCAACAAACAUUCAGUGUUAGAGGGUCCAUUAUAGUUUGAAUUGAUAGACUUGAUUAACUUUAAUAGAACUAAGUCAAUAUCUUUAUAUAUAUAUAUAUAUAAGUGGGUUCUAUAUGUUUAGCAGAAAAUUGCACUCAUCAUUAAUUUUCAGAAUCUAAGACAAUUCCUUGAUUUGUUUUACAGCAAUUAUUGACUGAAGUAAAACAUGAAAGGUGUUUGAAGUCUUCACAUCUUAGGAUUCCUUUGUUGUAUAUAAUCAUCACCUGAAGUUUAGAAAAUGUUUUGAAAGUGUUGCUCUCAUAAUAUAUUUUCACCUUCUAUUGUACUUUCUGUCUAUUGUAAUAUCUGGAUAUGUCAUUCCACCCGCUGUCCACUGAAUUCAUUGUUUGCUAAAUUAUAGAAUUUGCUUAAAAACAUGAUGGAGAGUUUGUAUUAUAGUCUACUUUUCCUGUACAAAAUGCAAGUUCUCAGUGUAAAAAAACUGGUGUUUUUGUUAGGUUUGGUUUCACUAUUCUAUGUUGACUUAGUGACAAGUCUUUGAAUUUUGUUUCUUGAUGAUACUAAUGUGUACAUAACAUAUGUAUAUAACCAACCCGUGGUCUUAUGUUUUACAUAAAAUAUUUGUUUUUUGUUUUUUUUUUAAAGUGGAUGAGCGGUUGUAGUUUUGCUUUUGUUCUGAGAUCAAAUUAUUAAUUCAUGUCCAAAAACCUGUUGUCAAAUCACUGGUUUAAGUACUGUAUUGUAUGAAAUUAAAAAUGGUCAAUUAUAUUCCUGA